Molecule: messenger RNA, 4416 nt
Organism: Schistosoma spindalis
Lineage: Eukaryota; Metazoa; Platyhelminthes; Trematoda; Strigeidida; Schistosomatidae
Source: the annotation of a GenBank genome assembly
UACAAACAAGCCUGAAUGCGCGGUCUGUUCAUCCAACGAGAGAAGAGUGGGGUUGUGUUUAGGAACAAUCCUGCAAAUAAUCCAAGAGGUGAAAUUCUUUCAAUAUGCACUUUGAAAUCCGAUUCAACUGAUAACAAUAGACCCACAAUAUCAAAUCAGAUAUCUGCUUAUCAUUUUUCUCCGGGCGGUUAUAAAUUGUACUUUGCAUUAAAUUCAGGUGAUUUAUACUGUUUGGACUUUGCGAAGAACUGGUAUCAAUUAAUAGCUUCGUUGAAUCGGGGUAUUACAUAUAUAUGUUCAUGCGAACGACGUGGAUAUGUCCUUCUGGGUUUGAAUGAUAACAGCAUCAGAAUCUUAGACGAGGAGUCCGGAAAAGAGACUAAUUCUUUGAAUGGUCACACGUACAGAAUCUCUAAUAUAUCAGUUCAACCAGUUUCUGGUCGUUAUGGAUUAUCUACUGCCCUGAGUGAAACAAUAUUAUGGGAUCUCGACACUAGUACAUGUCGUUGCAGGUUGCAUAUUGGCCAAAAAGUGAACAUGGUAUCAGUAACUUUCAUUCCACCUCGCGGUGAGCAAAUUAUAUCCUGUUUUCAAGAUGGAUCCAUUUAUGUUUGGAGUACAGAUUCUCUUCAGUGUUUGUUAAGGCUUAGUAACAGUGAUUAUCCAAAUCAACUGUAUAGAACAAUUGCAUUUACCAGCAACGGUCAUUAUUUGUUUGCAGCUGGUCGUUCACCAUUUAUCUACUUAUGGGAUUUAAAAGGAUAUGUAAACUGUUUAAGUCAAGACAGUCCAGAUAUAGAUGGUUCAAAUUCAAAUAAUCGGUUUUUACGAGAGUUAAUUAAACUUCCUGAACCAAUUAAAUCAGUUCGUCGAAUUGAAUGGAUCCCUAAAUCUUGUUUGGUUGAUUUUAACCAGUUUUACCAUGAUUCUAUGAUAUGUGAUGAGUUAUCGGGUCUACUACUAUUACUCGGUACUGAUAAACGUUUACGUCUUUUGAUACGAACCCGUGAAAAUUCUAGAAAAUCAUUAGCUUGCACAGAAAAUUUGCCAAAUCAUCAACUACCAAAGAACUCAACUUCUAUCUAUUGGAAAUGCUUGUUUACGUUUGGAUGUGGUUCAUUAGAAGACCCACUGUUAUCAUCAUUUAGUUUACCGGCUUACAGUAUUUUAGAUCUCUCUGAUUACCAGGGAAAAGAACGAAAUAUAUCUUUCAGUUGUCAUUCACUAUUGGCUAUUCUUGAUGAACAUGGCUUAUUACACAUAAAUGAUCUUUCAAUAGUAUUAAACUUCCUCAAUAGUUCAUCAAUACCUGUAAUUAAAGUGAAAAAUGAGAUUUCAAACGAAAAGUCUUCCCUCAAGCACAUAGAAAACAAUACGAGAAACGACUUUCCAACUUUUAAAAUGUCUACAAGUUAUAAUAAACAUAUGUGUACGACAGAUUCAGGUUCAUUACACAAAAGAAACCCUACCAAUGGUUUUUUGGAUCUCAAACGUUUACGUUUAUUACUUAGAGAAUUUGGGAAAUUUCCAAAUAAAUAUCGGUUAUUCAUUUGGCGUUCCAUUUUGCAAAUCCCAUGUAAUACCCAAGCUUUUAGCAUUCUACAAAAGAAAGGUAUUCAUCCAGCUUAUGAUUUAUUAUCUACGCGUUAUCCUAUGCGGAGUCAAAGAUUGUUGAAAGCCUUGCAAAAAACUUGUUCAGCAUUGGCUUAUUGGUGUCCAUUAUUUGGUGAAACAGAUUGGUUACCGUUGUUUGUUUUUCCUUUUCUAAAAUUACAUCAGAAUAAUCUGUUGCAUGCAUUUGAAGUUGCAUCUACAGUACUGAUCAAUUGGUGCGGUACUUGGUUCGAAUUUUUUCCAAAUCCCCCAAUUAAUAUUCUUUGCAUGAUUGAAAAUAUUAUCGCUUACGCGGAUCCAGAAUUGUAUCGUCAUUUUGUGCAAUAUAACAUUACGACCGAGAUUUAUGCUUGGCCGCUUCUGCAAACUGGUCUAAGUGAAGUAUUUAAUGAAGAUGAAUGGUUGUGUCUCUGGGAUUCAUUAAUAUGUUAUUCACCUAGUCUAUUACUUGCUGUAGUUGCAAGCUAUUCUAUCUGCGCUCGAGGACCACUUCUUAUGGUUCAGAAUACUGAUACAUUUGAAGCAUACUACCAUAGUCAAAGUACUUUACCAAUAUCAAAUAUUAUUGAGCGUGCUCAUCAAUUACUCACUUCAAUACCUUCAGAUAUACAUCCAGAGAGAUUAUUGUCUUCGCUUAUACAAACGGAUACUCAAAAUAAAAACAAAAAUACUUGCCCAUCUUUUCAACCACUGACAAGUCCAUACUAUCCAAUUAUCACUCGUUAUCCUAAAUUCAUUGUAAAUUACCAUAUACAAGAACGUGAACGUAUACGAGAGGAAGAAAAUGAAUAUCUCAGGCAAAAAGCUACUGUCGAAGAUAUGCAACGUCGAGCUCAAUUGAUGACAAAUGAAGAACACAAUUGUGUAAAUUUGUCGUAUUAACCCUACAUAAUGGAUUUGUGCUUCAACUGGAUGCUAACAAAAUUGAUGAUCGUUCGGAAAUCACAAAAAGCUACUCGUAUAAUUGUUGAGGUGGUAUUUUAUUGCCGACCUGAGUAAUGUCGUGUAAUCGCGAACCUUUGGUGUUUUUUUGGAACGUCACGCAUGAUCUCGUAACAUUUUACCGACAGUUUCAGCCUUAAAAUUCAUUGUUCUUUAUUUUUUCCAGGUAUCGCCAGCAGCAGUUACUUUUAGAUGCUGAAGAUCAUCGAAGGACGUUAUUAGCUGAAGAAGAAAAUAAGCUACGUGAACAACGUAAAAGAUUAAGUGCAUUAAUUCGCGAAGUGAAAUUACAUGAAUUAAGCAUAGCUGAAGAAUCUCGUUGUCAUUUUAGACAACUGGAUAUUCGACGUCGCCAAUGUGAAUUAAACAAGCUAGAGCAAGAAUUAACUCGAUUGACUAAUUGCCGUAUCGAUGAAAUAGAUGCAGCUGCUUACGCUACAGAAUUAGCUGACUUACGUGAAAAACUACACAAGAGGCGUGCAGAAACUUUAGCUAUCAUAAAUGAACAGCUACAAUCACGUGACAGAAAUCAACCACCAAACAAAGAAUGUCUUUUUUUAACAAGCUCUCCAGAUAUCAAUGAUUUAAUUACAGAUGAUAGAUAUCUUGAGAGAAAUGUUAAUAAAAUUUAUUCAGACAGUCCUGACUAUGUGAACACACCAAUUGAUUCUGAUGUGGUAAAGUCAAACCUAAAACGUAACAGUUCGUAUAAUAAGGUAAUAAUUUACAUUUGUGAAGUGUGGUUAUCGUUUAAAAUUAACUUUAUUUACCUCAAAUGUUAGACUUCUGUUCUAUUUAUGUUCUCUCUCUUUAGUGUUCAUCGAAUUCUGUAAAUCAAGUUUCAUUGUGACCACUAUUCUAGGUGACUCAACAUCUCAUGUAGUAUGUUGAGAUGUAAAGUAGUGUUGUUCGAAGUAACAGACUACCUCCAUCUUAUACUGUUUGUUUUCUGUUUUCUAUCAUGAAAUCAUUGUAUUAUUAUGUUCUAAAUACACUCCGAUUUUAGGACUUGGACGUUUCUUAUGGAAAUAAAAGCAUUGUAUAGCGCUGAUAAAAACUAAUGCUUUCAUCGGCUUAGAAAGUUCGAUAGUUCAAAUGCAGUUGUCCUGGUAACAUAAUGUCGUAAUUUUUUUAUCUGAUUCACAUUAUUGAGAUGUCUACGUUACGAAGUCAGUAAUCCAUAGAAACUUUGCCACUUUUUAAUAUUUUCGUUUUUGGAUUUUUAUUGUUUUGCACUAUUAUCAUAUGGAUAACACUUGAAAAAGUCAUUUCAUUAUGACACGUUCAGCUAGGAUUCAUUUCUCAACCAGUUGGUUUUCUCUUCUUGUCAUACCAAGUAAAAAUUUAUUGUCCCAAAUCUAAAUAAAGAUUACCUCUGUAUCAAAACCAUCAACCGUUCAUUAUGAUCGAAAAUUUCUUACAUGUUAGUGAUUGGAACAUAACCAGUUGAUUUUUUUUUCACUGUCAACAAUACUUACUAUAAUAAUAAUAGAAUUUACAUAAUUAAUCGUACUUAUUGCUUCUUUAUGUGGUUAUUACAGCUCAACGCAAUGACAAUGUUCCCCUUUACUUCGACCAAACUCGGACCACAAACUGUCAAUUAACUCCACUAUGAAAUCUAUUCUCAUGUUACUUACUUUUGGAAAUUGUCGUGAAUGAUCAAGAAACAUUUAUCUCUGUUCCAGUCAUUUCCAAACUUCGCUAUAGUCGAGAUAGCAUUAAUAACUAAUAUUCUUGUUUCAAGUGUGUUAAUAUUUUCACACCAUAUUUACAUAACGAUGUGUUCAUCAGUAACUCAAAUUGUUCGACGUUUCUCUAUCCUCUUAAAAAUGUAUAAAUAUAAAUAGCUUUUUAACUGAA